Messenger RNA from Acaulospora colombiana, 886 nucleotides. NCBI's taxonomy places the organism in Eukaryota, Fungi, Glomeromycota, Glomeromycetes, Diversisporales, Acaulosporaceae. The record is from the annotation of a GenBank genome assembly.
AUAUUCUGCACUCAAGAAAUACAUAUUCCAGUUGGAAAAGCAAUUUCAUGAAACGGAUUCAGCUUUGAACGACCUAGAGGCGUCUCACGAACGCUCACGACUCAUUUCUUCGAACCGCCACGCCGCAGGGCUCAAAGCGGCCGACACAAUCUUUUCUGGCUUACUUGACAAGGAGCUCGACAAGAUUAUCCUCUUUUAUGCGGAGCAAGAGGCAGACCUCAAAAAGGACAUUGAGAUGCUCGAGCGGGACAUUGUAAUCAAGACCGCAGAAGGAAGCACUUCACGGAUUCGUCCUAACCGAACCUCUAGUCCAAACGACAGACGAACCAGCACAAGCGACUAUGGGGAAAUGGGGAUGAGCCUCGCUUCUACCACCCGACUUUCCCGAAUUGGAAACUCACCCGAAGCCACAAGACGAAGGCGGCGUACGAUUUCGAAUGAUAUGGGACCGAAGAGAAAGUCGGCAUUGUUGGAGAUCAUUGAUCGUGUUGUACCUGGCCGCGACUCGUUCAGUGGCAGCGCGGGCCCAGAGGAUGUCUGGAACUCGGAGACUAACUACGCCAGAGAUGUACGAAUGGUGUUUCAGAGGAGGAUUACUACGCUCUAUAAUACGGCCAACUCGCUCAAGUCGUAUGUCGAACUCAACCAUUCUGGCUUUAGGAAGAUUCUCAAAAAGUACGACAAGGUACUAGACAGCGAGAUCUCUAGCUCCAAGGUCAAUACCUCCAUGAAAAGGUGGAGACCUCCGAUCCCUGGCUACCUGAAACCAAGACCCGCUUGGAUACAUGGAUUGCAAACCUCACCGACGAUUACGCUAGGUGCAUCACCCGUGGUGACCUUCAAAAGGCUCAAAAGGAGCUCAAGGUCCACCAACGCGAACACGUAG